GGAUUGCUCUACUUCUGCUACCCUGGAUCCUGGAGCUGAAGUCAGCCUACUUUAGGUAUCUGGCUUACUAUUUCAAAUGUCCAGUAUUACCAUGGCGAUUGGACCAUCUUUUCUUCCCCCGCCUCCUCCACCACCUCCACCGCCGCCCCCUCCUCCUCUGCCUCCACCUCCACCUCCACCCAUCACAGGAAACGAAUCGUUCUCUCGCAGUGUUCACCGGCGCUCCAAGAUGCGCAACUUUAACUGGGACACCAUUCCAAAGCAUAGUGUGGUUGGAAAACGCAAUGUCUGGACAUCACAAAAGAACCUAGAGGACAUUCCACUGGACACCAAACGCAUUGAGGAACUGUUCAGCCAUAGUGAGCAUCAGCAGAGGUCACUCAGGCAUGGCACUGUCAAGAAGAGUGUGUGGGGCCUGCAGUCUACCAGUCCUGAAUCAGAGAUUGUCUCCAUCCUUAACUCUAAGAAAAGUAUGAAUAUUGGGAUUCUCCUUAAGCAGUUCAAAAGACCUAUUCAGGAUAUUGUUGAGGAUAUCAGGGAGGGAAAUUUGCGAUUUGCCCCUGGGAGACUGAGAGAGUUGAGCAAGCUGCUGCCUGAUGAUGUGGAGGUGAAGAAGCUGUUAUCAUUCCAUGGUGAUGAAUCUCAGCUUGCAGAAACAGAUCGUUUCUUUCUGAUGCUGGUUAAAGUUCCUGGAUAUGAAAAAAGACUGAAAAGCCUGCUCCUGAGGGAGGAGUUCAUGCCCUUUAUCGAGGAGAUGAAAACCUCCAUUUCCAUCAUGACUGCAGCAGCUAAUGAGCUGCUGGCAUGUGGUGAUCUACAUUCUAUAAUCAGACUGGUUCUUAAAGCUGGAAACUACAUGAAUUCUGAUGGCUAUGCUGGUAAUGCACUAGGUUUCAGAAUGGCAUCUCUCCUGAGGCUUGUGGACACCAAAGCUAACAAACCUGGCAUGAACCUUAUGCACUAUGUGGCUAUGCAAGCUCAGCAGAUUGACACAUCCUUGUUAAGGUUUACAGAGCAUCUUCAACACAUUGGGGAAGCAUCAAGAAUUCAAAAACAGGAAGUAGAAACAGACUUUAAGAGAGAAAUGGCAAAAAUUAAAGAAGCAAAGACCUAUGUCAGCAAACAGCCUGAUCUGCACCAUCAAAUGGAGGAGUUUCUUCAAAUGGCCACACAUCAGCUUGCCGAUAUGGAGGACACUCUAAGGAAACUGGAUUCAGUCAGUAACUCAGUAGCUGAGUAUUUCUGCGAAGACCCUGCUACCUUUAAACUGGAGGAAUGCUGCUCAAUCUUCCACUCGUUUUGUGAGAAGUUUGAGAGGGCUGUUCUGGAAAAUGCAGAACGAGAGGCAGUGGAGAGGCGCCGAAGACAGCAGAGGGAAAGAGAGACGCUCAGCCGGAUAGUCCAGCGACGUACUAUCGCCUCCUGCUCUAAAAAAUCCUCUCAAAAAUCAGAAAAUGAGGCCCUGGAGUCUGUCCUCACCAGCUUUCUCAGCACUCGCCCUUCCCGCAGAAGACAGCCCUCAUCCAACAAAGCAAGUUCUACACAGAUGCUGGACAAAAACAACCUACUGGCUGAGAGGUCUCAUAUGUCUCUGAAUACUUCUUGUAAUGUGAACACAGUGGAUACAAGUGUUUUACUUCAAGAGCAGGAGCAGAGCUUCCAAAUAACCCUUGAACUUCCUGCCAAGACAGAACAGAAUGAGAUGACUCAUACUGAGGAGCAGGAUAAGAGUUGUCAGAUAACCCAGGAUAGCCCAGAAAAAGCAGAGAUUACUGUCUCUUAUCCUGAAAAACAGGAAGAGGAGCAAUAUUUAAACACAGAAAGAAUAUACGGUCAUGUGGAUGUAGCAUUUACACCAGCUGACUCAAAAAGAUCUCCAUCCAUAGAAGCCAAAGCAACUCCAAAGAGCAGCAAAACAAACCGUAGUAAGAGAAUACUUGUAAGCCAAAAUGGUUUUGAGAAUGAUGAUGAGAAGAAUGAAAAGAAAGAUCAAGCUCAAGAGAAUUCCCAGAAGGAGCCUUGUCGGAUUAGGUGCCCUGUUUUAGGUGCUGCACCGCACCUAAACGUUCCAAAUGUCUCCUCCCCUUAUCACAGAGGAGGAAAAGAGAUGGAUUUGGCCCUUCAGAAUGGCUUUGGAUCACCUUGGACUGUUCUCAGUCCUCACGCCUCACCCUCACCCAUGCAGCGUCGCAGGCAUUCCAUUGGUUCAACUAAAGAUGAAGAAUUGGAUGAUGGAGUUUGGGCAUUGCCUGAUACACCCUUAAAGGGCCCUCUUCUGGCACACAUGUGCAGAUCAUAUGAGCAUAGCGUAUCUACCUCUGUGAUUAGUCUUGUGGGUGUAAGAGAUUCUCCAUUAAAAGGCACAUCAAUUCAGGGUGCUCUGUUAAGGUCUGCAUCAGUGGGUGAAACCCCUGAAUCCAUGCCCAGCUUCCGUUUUAGGGCUCUCUUCCCAAGACGCCAUAGACAAGAUCCCAAAAGACAAGAGCCAUCUGCACUGAUGUCCUUCUUCCAACGAUUUGGGGAGAGAGGAAGGCCUGCUUCUGUUGGAGAAUAAUGCAGGAACCUUUAGAUUUUUAGUCUAUCUUGUUUUUUGUGUGGUUUUUAUUAAUUUAUUUAUUUUCCAGUUUUUAAAAAUAUUUAGCACUGUGUGCUCUUGCGCAUUGCCCAAUGACCACUGUCGCCCAGACAAAUAUGGACUUGUUUUGGAGUUGUGGUCAUUGUGGCUCUAAAUCGAUCUUUUCCACAAAAGUGGUUAUUAUUUAUUUGUAUUCUAUUAGUGUUCUUAAUUGAAUUGUUUAAACUCUUAAACAAUUUUAUGUUUUAGUUCUGUGGAUUUGAUGCACUUUAAAAUUUGCAUGUCGCUCUAUUUUUAUCUUUGUUGUGUAUUUUUUUUUUUUCAUAUAAUAAAGUGUGACAUUCCACCUUAA
Molecule: messenger RNA, 2927 nt
Organism: Clarias gariepinus (North African catfish)
Lineage: Eukaryota; Metazoa; Chordata; Actinopteri; Siluriformes; Clariidae
Gene: fhdc3
Product: FH2 domain containing 3
Exons: 12
Coding region: 77-2554 (825 amino acids)
Source: RefSeq, a predicted model, not a curated record